UCUCCCUUGUCCGUUGCUGCGUGAACAGGCCGCAAUAAUUCACAAAAUGCAACGUUUCUUUACGUUUCAUAAAAUUAAAGUGCCUGGGAGAAAAAAAAUCACCCAUCAAUUGCUGAGCCCGAAAAAUUGUGAUCCGUGUGAAUUGCGGUUUAAAAAUAACUUUAGUAGUUCUCAGCCAAGAUUGAUGGCCAAAACAACAUUGCACGCAGGGCCUAUUGUCGAUCGCAACAAUGUAUUUAAGAGCCCCUUCGAUGAUGUGGAAAUUCCAUCUGGUUAUAUUCAUCAGUACGUUUGGAAAGAUGUGCAUAGGUGGUGGAAUAAAACCGCUCUCGUGUGUGCGGUAUCAGGGAGAUCGUAUUCGUAUAAGAAGUUGAGGAGACUGUGUGGAAGAUUUGCAAUUUCUUUACGACGAAAUAAUUUGAGACCUGGGGAUACGUUGGCAGUCGUUCUUCCUAAUAUUCCGGAGUAUGCCAUUGUUGCUUUGGGAGCGAGUGAAGCUGGAGUGAAGGUAACAUUAUUAAACCCUGCGUAUACCGCCCAUGAGAUGAGUAUACAGAUUGUAAAUUCAGAAGCUGCUGCAGUAAUUACAAUUCAGAAAAACUAUCCAGUAAUUGUAGAGAGUAUAAAAGGUAAAAAUUCUGUUCGUCUGCCAGCAAUUGUUGUUGCAAGUGGGAGCGAGCCAGUUCCUACAGGUGCGAUAAACUUCAGGGAUUUAAUUGCUGAUGGAAUUGAUGAGUUCGAAAAGAUUGGAGAGCAAACUGGAAUCGAUGAUAAAAAAGACACAGUCGUUCUACCGUAUUCUAGUGGAACGACUGGAUUGCCUAAAGGUGUUGAACUCACUCACAGGAACAUUAUCGCUAAUAUAGUGCAGAACGAACAUCCUGAAUACAAUACCGACGAACCGGCUUUUGGUGAACACCAAGAGAUCAUACCGGUGUUUCUACCCUUCUACCAUAUUUACGGUUUCGUCGUUUGUUUACAUUAUUAUCUCCGCCUGGGUGGAAAAAUUAUUUGCAUGCCGCAAUUUACACCGAACAAUCUAUUAGACAUCCUUGAGAAAAACAAAACGUCAGCAUUAUACGUAGCCCCUCCGAUUGUUCAACUCAUGACAAAUGACGACAGAUUCAAUAAAAAACAUGUGGAAUGCGUCAAAAUUUUCCUGAGUGGUGCAGCCCCCCUUGGAACUGAACUGGUCGCCAAAUUUCAGGCGAAAAUGAAACACAGUAUUAACCAGGGCUACGGACUGACCGAGACCUCACCGAUGGUAUCACGGUCAAAAUAUUCGGCUGCAGAGUCUGUAGGUUUAAUAUCUGUAAAUUCCCGAAUACGCAUUGUUUGCGGAAAUGAUGAUAAAUUUGGGCACAAUCUGGGGCUUAACGAGAUGGGAGAAAUUUUUGUGAAAGGACCACAGGUAAUGACUGGAUACUUUAAGAAUGUGAAGGCCACCGAGGAUUGUAUGGAUGGGGAGUGGUUCAAGACAGGGGAUUUAGGGCAUAUUGACGAAAAAGGACAAUUAUUUAUCAGUGGACGCAGGAAGGAGCUCAUCAAAGUCAAGGGCCUCCAGGUGUCGCCAGCCGAACUGGAAGACCUUAUCUUUGGCCACGAAAAGGUCGCGGAUGUUGCAGUGAUUGGAGUACCCCACGAACGAUUGGGGGAAGCACCAAAAGCAUUCAUUGUGUCGAAACCAAAUAGCAAAAUCACAGAGGAAGAGAUAAAAAAUUACGUUGCGGAGAGGCUUUCAAAGCAUAAACAUAUCGAUCAAGUCCAGUUUAUUGAUAAAAUCCCAAAAAGCCCAGCAGGGAAAAUACUCAGGAAGGAGCUUCAAAAGCUGUGAUACGAAAUUUAUAUAUUUUUGCAUUGACAUUUUGCGUUUGGGGUGUGACAAGUGGCGCAUUAUGGCCUAGUUCACAUAACACAAUAAAUUACGUCGGGGGCAAUGAGCCAGCGCCACCAAGGCCACAUGAAAAUGGUUAAUUGUUCACAGCUAUUUCAUUAUUGAAAUUCACUCUAAUGGCCUCAAGGAGAGAUGCAAAUACGUCACACGACCGUAUUGAUGACCGUCACAAUUUGCCAAAAAAAUAUGACAUAAUAAUAAUUUUUCAUCAAUUAUAUAUAGAUUCUUCUUCAUUUUGUCAUCAUCAAUUUUUAUUUGAAUUCAUUUUACAUUAGCCUGAUGUGCAUUUUGUUACGCUCAUUUUUCAUCUCUAUAGGUGAAACUAUUUCUUUCAUUUAUGACCGUCACAAAUUAGAAAUUAGUUUUUUAAAAUUAGAAUUAGAAAUUAGUUAUAGCCGUCAUUAUGCAUUUGUAUAAUUGUUUUGACAACAAUUUGCUUGCAAAUUAUUUGUGACCAUCAUUUUUAGGUUGAAAAUUUGAGCAUUAUAUGACCGUCAUUUUUUGGUCACAUGCAGCGGCCUAAAAAUGACGGUCAUUUAGCAUCUCUAGCCACAAGUGACCAACUGGCGUUUCCUGAAUCCGAACGGAGAUUGCUCAAUGUGUCGUCAGUACUACUCCAUGGAAAACACCUAUAAAAAUGUGGUCACAAUGAUUAUCCAAGAAUGGAAAUGACGGGUCGACUACUGAAUGUUGUUCCUGGUGUAUUUAAUCUGCUAGGAAUGUAUUAAUUAGGACUAAGAAUUGAUAUGGUGCCAAGGCUCUGGCAAGGUUCAAGGGUUGGUCCCUCGUGAACCUAACAGAAAUCACUCGGAGAAGAACAAGAGUCAUUGAAAAAAUAAAGCUCUUGAAAAUAAAGAGUUCUUAUCGCGUCAAUAGUGCACCCAGAAAAAUUAUUUAUUUGAAUCAAAUAAAUAAGUUUGUUAAAAUAGUACGAAAUUAAAUUUGUAUUCAAAGUAAAA
Messenger RNA from Diachasma alloeum, 2853 nucleotides. Its product is annotated as probable 4-coumarate--CoA ligase 5. Gene Ontology annotation, molecular function: long-chain fatty acid-CoA ligase activity. The transcript has 6 exons. NCBI's taxonomy places the organism in Eukaryota, Metazoa, Arthropoda, Insecta, Hymenoptera, Braconidae. The record is from RefSeq and is a predicted model, not a curated record. The coding region runs from base 47 to 1834 and encodes 595 amino acids. Gene Ontology annotation, biological process: long-chain fatty acid metabolic process; fatty-acyl-CoA biosynthetic process.